Molecule: messenger RNA, 927 nt
Organism: Trypanosoma rangeli
Lineage: Eukaryota; Euglenozoa; Kinetoplastea; Trypanosomatida; Trypanosomatidae
Product: putative E3 ubiquitin-protein ligase
Exons: 1
Coding region: 1-927 (308 amino acids)
Source: RefSeq, a predicted model, not a curated record
AUGGUGCUUCAGAAAGCAGGUUGCGCCUCUGAAAGUUCGGUAUUUUCUUCGCGGGUGAGUAAGAGGGAACUGGCCUUUGACGAGGUGUCUACGACUCACGAUUCCGUGCAGGGUUCCUGCACCAGUGACUGCACACGAAUCGUGAAACCGGUGCAGGCUCAAUUGCAUGCGUUCGGCACGAGGAGGUGCUCAACAAGCUCCAGCCAAAAUAACACGAGAACUUCACGGCUCCAUGACACAAAAACAGAAUUUUCAGCAGAAGGAGGAGAUAGUACGGUAAGCAGAAGUAACUCCUAUUCAGUGCGGACCGGUAGUAUGGCUUCUUCUAUGAAGGCGUAUAAGGAAAAGGAAACUGUGGUGGAUGCAGAGUACAGUGAAGAAGAGGAAAUAUGUUGCAUUUGUUUGGAGGGGUAUACGGAAGAGAAUCCCGUGAUGUACGGGAGGUGUGGACAUCAUUUGCAUCUGCCUUGUCUCAUGAAUUGGAAACAACGCAGCAAUAUCUGUCCAAUUUGUUCAUCAGAGUCGUUGGGGGGAGUGGCAGAUGAUAUUGAAGCGUCACCUCCUGUGCAUAUGACCGACGAGGAUAUUUUCUCAUUGCUAUUACAGCAGCAUCUGGAGCAAUACACACACCCAGCAAGGCAACAUAAUCAACGGGAGUAUGUACACGCUCGCGGGCACGAAUUGACUGCUCACAGCACGGUGCGACAUGCAACGAGGUCCGGGAAUGCCUUGCAACGGCACCAGAAUCGUGCCACUUUGCCUGAUGAAAGUCGGCGACCCACGAGGGGACGUAGAGAGAGCGGUGCUUUGGCCAACGCUUCUUCUAGAAAGCUGACACGAGUUGAAUCUGGUACACGAGUUCGAAACAUGAAGGAAAACACAGUGGUGGCAUUUUUCAAUAGGGUGUUUUGUUGUUUUAAGAGGUGA